This is a messenger RNA of Coregonus sp. 'balchen', 3219 nucleotides long. Lineage: Eukaryota; Metazoa; Chordata; Actinopteri; Salmoniformes; Salmonidae. The record is from the annotation of a GenBank genome assembly.
UAUUUCGAAAGUGAGAAACAGUGGUUAGCCAUAAAACCAUAUAUUGUGAAACGAAUGCAAAUUGAAAAUUGUAGCCUCAGAUUUGUUUUUAGCCCUCAGUUUGAUGUGGGAACAAAAGUUCUCUCUUUAAUGGAGUACUUCUGGUAGUAGAGCCAUGUUAACUGUGUUACUGUGCUAGCAUAGAAAUACACAUUGUGCUUGUUUGCCUUUUUUUUUUUUAUAUAGCUCUGUUUUCUUUAAAGGUAUGGCCCUGAUCUGAGGCUAGAGGUGCUGGAUAUGGCUGAAAGGAUUGACAUUGGCGAAAUGCCCUCCUUUGACCUGGUUCCAAGUGCUGAAGCAAAGAAGAGACCCAAUUCAUCAGAUGGCAGUGAGUGAUUUUGAUUCUUCAGAUUGAACUCCUUGCCACAGUUUAAAGUAUUUUGCUAAUCUACUGGAAGAUGAAAAAUAGCUUAACUCAUAACAUAUCAAAUAUGCUGUUAUUGAUUUGUUAUACACUUGUCAUUGAUUGAUUAUCUGUUUUGUUCUUUAAUGUUAGGAGACGAGCCAAUGAGGAAAAUGCCGGUGUCCAAAUUUGGUUCCAGACCGCGGUUUGAGCCUGUGCACUUUGUUAGUGGUGGCAGCAGUGGCAGGUCUGGUAAUGAUGAGAAGGAGAAUGACAAGGAGCGCCGGAGGAGUGAGGUGAACAGUGUGAAGCAGUGGGACUCGGACGCUGACCGUCCCGCUUAUGGCAGCAACCGAGCUCAGGGCUCCUCUGCAGCUAGGCCUGCGUUCGACAGAGUUUCAUCAUAUGGUUCUUCUUCUGACUCUUGGAGGGAUAGAGAAAGAGAUAGAGACAUACCCUCAGGUAGCACAAGUGGUUUAGGUUAUGGAAGCCGAGGAUCCGCCUCAAAUUACAUGACUAAAGUGCAGCAGGACUACUCGGCCAGAUACGAGGCCCACAGCACUAGGCAGCCGGACUCAUACUCUCAGGCCCCUAGGUUUGAUGGAUAUGGAGGGGGCAAUCGAUCAGGAGGCUGGGGGGAUUCAGGACGCCAAGGCCUUGGCUUCAGGCAGCAGGACAGACCCUCAUCCAGCAGACCAUUCAGCAGAGUCUACAGCAGCCCAGGGAGGAGCAGCCCCUCGUCUGUCUCUGGGUCUUCACAACCCAUCCCUAUAUCUCAAGCCGUGCUGGACGAAAAGCAGAGGCUGAUCAAUAGUGUGGCAUCCGCCAUAGCUGUCACUUUAAGAGACCCCGCGUUCAUGUGUGGAGCUGAAUCUCCAAACUACAAUUUCAUGCUGAGCCGUAGCAUCCAGGCCUGUAAGACCAACCCGGAGUACAUCUAUGUCAACCUCAAGGAUAUCCCUCCAGCAGACCUACCCAAGAACAGGAAAGUACCGACUGAUGGCUAUGCCUGUGAGCUGAGAUGCCAGUGUGUUUACCUUGCUACUGGCUACUCUGGUAGCAAAAACGGGGCCAGGGACCGUGCUUCUGAGCAGGCUAUUAAGCUUUUCUUUAAACUGGUGGAGGUCCGUGUAGUGCAGCGCAAAUUCAAACACUCCUUGGUCAAUGAUAUUGUGGUCUGCCAGAUGCACUGCCCUACCCCUGCCUUUCUACCAGCACUGCGUAACCCAGAGGACAAGCCGACGCCUAGCUCCAAGGGGCAAUACGAGCCUGACAAACGCAAGCACUGGACAGAUUUUGUCGUUGUUGACAACGCUCAUGAUGCCAUCUGCAUUCUUAACAACUCUGCCGCCUUCAACCGCAUGAAGAUUGACUACAAGUUCGACGUGGUCCCCAACAGCAGUGCAUGGCAAUGUAGCGUGUACCUGCAGGAUGCGCUGGUGGCACAGGCCAGGGGAAGUAAGAAGACGUCGAAACAUACAGCAGCUGAAGAGGCAGUGAGGAAACUACGCAUGAACCAGGCAGCCCGGCAACAGCAGCAACAACAACCACAGCAGUUCUCUCGAGGGAACCAUCACUCUGACCCAUCGGGUGGUCGUUUCGGUCCCCAGGGUGUUAGGAAGAAACACUUGAGCGAACUGGUCAUCCUGGAGAACUCGGACAAUGCCAUCUGCAUCAUCAAUGACACUGCCCAAUUCAACAAGGUAGCUGCCGAUUAUAAGUUCACAGUGCUACCAGACCACCGCUGGAGGUGUGAGGUGUACCUGGAGGGUCAGUACGUAGCGGCAGGCAUCGGACCCAAGAAAACAGUGAAGCACAUUGCAGCAGAGGAGGCCCUGGCCACACUCCGGCAAACACAGGCUGUGGUGAAAUCCAACCUCAGGAAGGAGGGUAAUGCUGACGCCCUCUCUCGCCACCAGAUUCUGACUCGCUCUGGUGAGGAGUCCUCGAGACAGGAGAUCAAGGAGGACAACAUUGGGAAUCAGCUACUCCGCAAGAUGGGCUGGAAGGGUGGCGGAUUGGGCCGGGAAGGGGAGGGCAUCUCUGAACCCAUCAAGGUGAAAGAGCAGUUCUCCAGAGAAGGACUGGGUAUGGACAUGGACAAGUCUGGGAAUCAGCUCACCAAACGGAACAUCGAGGACAUCAUCCGUAACUAUGCCAGUUCAGACCGCCAGGACGACCUGCGCUUCUCCACUGAGCUCAACAAUGAUGAACGUAAGCAGAUCCACCAGAUAUCCCAGAAGUAUGGCCUGCGUAGUAAGUCAUACGGCCAGGGCAGGCUGCGCUUCCUCAUCGUCAGCCGAAAAGUGCACAAAGACCAGCUCAUUGGCCAGCUCCUGCAGGAAGGGCAGGUGGGACGCUACGAGCUGGUGAAACCUCAGGCCUCACACUGACUGGAUAUGGUAUAGCUCCAACAAACUACCGAUGACUGAUACUUACAACAAAAAAAAUCACACACCUGAUCUGGGAAAAGUUUGUAAAUGUAAAAUGUUUCAAUCUUCUAGGCUUGUCUUUCGGAGAAACACUUGUGGUUUCUGCAUUCCUUUUCAUACAAUUGUAUAUUUUCUGACAUUGUUUUAACGCUUCUUGUCGUUCCACUAUUUUGUCUUCUGUCAGCUUCAAAUUUGCACAAUAUGCUAGUCUUGAAGUGCUUUGUGCUGUUACAGUUGAUUAGAGUUCUGUAUCUUUUGACAGAAAUGCUCAAAACAUAUUUAGCAAAUGUUUUUCAUGGCUACAGAAAUAGCCUAAACCAGCAGAAUGCCUGCCAUUUCACCUUCUCACCUACACAAAAGUUUAAAUAGUAGAAAUGUAUAUACUGUUGGCAUCACCUCAGGUGA